Molecule: messenger RNA, 1370 nt
Organism: Lycium ferocissimum
Lineage: Eukaryota; Viridiplantae; Streptophyta; Magnoliopsida; Solanales; Solanaceae
Product: receptor kinase-like protein Xa21
Exons: 3
Coding region: 1-1083 (360 amino acids)
Molecular function (GO): protein binding
Source: RefSeq, a predicted model, not a curated record
AUGGAGAAAGCCAGCUCUUUUCUUCUUUCUUUUGUCUUGCAAUUACUCUGCUUCUUAGUGGCAUGCAUUGCCACAAACAUAAGCACUGAUCAAUCUGCUCUUCUUGCCUUCAAAGGCAGAGUUACUCUAAACUCUUCUCAUCCCUUAUCCCUAAAUUGGUCUUCUCAAGUUUCCAUAUGUGAUUGGAUUGGAGUCACUUGCGGCUCUCGCCACCAAAGGGUAACUGUACUAAAUGUAUCCAACAUGGACAUUUAUGGGUCCAUUCCACCACAGUUAGGAAACCUCUCGUUUCUUGUUUCUCUCGAUGUUAGCAGAAAUUAUUUACAUGGAGACCUUCCUCAAGGUUUGUCUCGUUUACGUCGAUUGAAGGUGAUGAAUCUCGGGUACAAUAAUUUCAGUGAAGAGAUUCCAAUGUGGUUUGGUUUUUGUUCUGAGCUUCAAAUGUUAAUUCUUGAUAACAACGGUUUCUCGGGUGUACCCCCUGCUUCUAUUUCUAACCUAUCCAAGUUAGAAACUCUCAGUAUUAAAAACAAUCAACUUCGAGGCAGUAUUCCCAAAGAUAUUGGCAACCUUCAGAGUCUAAAGGAGUUGUUUUUAGUCAUUAACCACCUUACUGGUUCAAUUCCAAUUACCAUUUUCAACAUUUCCUCGUUGGAAAUUUUAGCUCUCACAUUAAAUGAAUUAUCAGGGAGUCUCCCUGUAGAUAUAUGCCGCCGUCUUCAAAGAAUCAAGAGCAUUUCAAUAAUUUCCAACCAUUUGAUUGGUCACAUUCCAGCUGGUUUGUCUAAUUGCACGGAAUUGUAUGACUUGUCAAUGUCAUACAAUAACUUCGAUGGGACCAUUCCACCAGAAAUUGUGAACUUGGAGAGGCUUGAAAGAUUAAACCUUGGCGGAAACAACUUGCAAGGUAGUCUUCCAUCUGCUCCAGACUACUGCCUAACAAAUCUACAGUUUUUGAACCUUGGUGCAAACAACAUAGGUGGAGUCAUACCUAGCUCAAUUUCCAAUUCCUCAAAUCUAAAGGAAUUAUAUCUUCACGAAAACAAUUUGAGUGGCCAAAUUCCAACUCGUUGGGGGAUUUGAGACAGCUUGAAUAUUUGGCUUUGUCGGCCAAUAAUUUAACAGGUGUUAUACCUAAAGAGAUGGGGAAUCUUUACAAAUUGAAGAAUCUAGUUAUGGGUUCUAAUAAAUUAAGUGGUUCCAUACCGGAAGAGAUCUUCAAUAUCUCUACACUAAGAGUGAUGUCACUUGAAUUAAAUAACCUUUCGGGUUGUCUUCCAUCUGCUUCAGGCUACUGGCCAACAAACCUAGAGUAUUUGAGUCUCGGUACAAACAACAUUGGUGGAGUUAUACCCAGCUCAAUCUCCAAU